AAAAUUAGGAAAGAGUUUUUUUGUCAGUUUCUUUCUUCCUCCCUCUGAGCCAGUGUGAGAGAGAGCCGCCUUCCUUUGUUACUCUUGUCUCUCAAAUUCGCUCCACUGGUUCCUCCCAAGCAAGCAAGAAGCUGCUUUCGAUCUUCCUUUUCGUGCCCCCAUCAUAAGAAAGAGUCUCUGAUUUGCUCAAAAGAGACAGAAGACAUGUCUGAAUCAAAGGAUGAGAAAGCACAGGUUGCAGCAGACAGGAUCAAAGCUGCAGCACUCACCGCUUCCAAAGGCUUAAGCCGUACCCAAGCUGAGCGAGCUGCUGCUGCUGCUUCCAGAAACGUCAACGCAUACGGUCAGAAGGAGGAAGGUCCGAGCAGAUGGCAGGAGAAGAGGGAAGCCAAGAGGCAGAUGUAUCUGAUGAGUACUGAGAAAGCUGUGAGGCUUGGUGAAAGGAAGGAUAAGUCAGUGUCGGCAUCUGUCGUGGGAGGAAGCAGCUUGGCGGCUUCGCAGUGCCAGAAGUGUUUCCAGACAGGACACUGGACUUAUGAGUGCAAGAACGAGAGGGUUUACAUCUCUAGGCCUUCGAGAACUCAGCAGCUUAAGAAUCCUAAGCUGAGGAUGAAGCCUUCUGUUGAUGAUCUUGAUGGUGAUGAUGAUGAGAAGCUAGAUGCAGGAAACGGGAAAGAUGAUGAAGGUGAGAGGCGGGCGUCCAAGAAGAGCAAGAGAAAGCAGAGGUCUAAAUCUGAGUCUGGCAGUGACAGUGAAGCCUCUGUGUUUGAAACAGAUAGUAGUGACGGCUCUGAAUCGUCUGGAGAGAGUGAUUCGGAGGACAGCUCAUCUUCGGACUCAGAGGAGGAAAGGAGGAGGAGGAGAAGGAAUAAGAGGAAGAGCAAGAAGAAGCCAAAGCAGAGGAAGGAAAGGCGGAGAAGAAAAUACAGCUCUUCUUCGUCUGAGGAGUCAUCUGAUUCGGAAUCAGCUUCGGACUCUGAGUCUGAUGAAGACAGAAGCAGUAGAAAGAAGAAGAGCAAGAGGCACAGCAGCAACAAGCGUCGUUGAAUUGGUUUUGAGGGAUGAUGAAAAAUGUUAUAUGCCUUUCUAGAGUGAAUCAUUUUGAGCUACAUUAGAAACUCUUCCUUUUCUCAAGUUUCAACUUUGCUUUUUCUCAGCCUUUUAUGGCUGUGUUGUAAUACGGUGAUGGAUUUGAGAAUCUCCUUUUAGUUUCCA
Molecule: messenger RNA, 1215 nt
Organism: Brassica napus (rape)
Lineage: Eukaryota; Viridiplantae; Streptophyta; Magnoliopsida; Brassicales; Brassicaceae
Product: zinc finger CCHC domain-containing protein 10
Exons: 2
Coding region: 205-1047 (280 amino acids)
Molecular function (GO): zinc ion binding; nucleic acid binding
Source: RefSeq, a predicted model, not a curated record